CUGAAGAGGUUUUAUUUUCUUCCACAAUGCCUUCAAAAACUCGUCGUCCUCACAGAAGCUCCCGAGGUGUGGGGGUGUUGAUAUCGAUGGCAGCUGCUGUGCUCUUCGUUGCUAAUUACACCUUAGCCUUCCUACUACCAUCGAGCAGUAGUACUACUCAGAGUGCUUAUCAGACUGAUCUCAGCAGGUCGGGUACGAUGCUCCGCUCGGGCGUACCAGUUGGUGCUUCACCUUCCCGUAUGGAUGUCGAUUACCGCCCUAUAGGGAUGUUGGUACUCGGCGUGACCUUGGCAUCACUCUUGGCGGCAUCUGUGCAUAGGAGGAAGUCCGGCAAGACUCUCAAGAGCAGCGGCUUGGCACGUCGUGCUGUGGCUGGGGUUAGUGCAAUUGGCAGAUUCGACCCUGGUCCGAUAAUGGCCGCGGCAGACUUGCCGUACUGUAAGGGCGUCGACCAUCCUAUACGUCGUAAAACUCGUACUGUUAUGGUCGGAAACGUGCCAGUUGGCAGUGAGCACCGACUGGCUCUGCAGACUAUGAGCAAUAGCAGUACAGAUGAUGUGGAUGCGACUGUUAAACAGAUAGAACGAUGCGCUGAUGCUGGUAUUGAUAUUGUGCGGGUGACGGUACAAGGCAUCAAGGAAGCUCAUGCUACUAAGUUGAUAAAAGAGAGGUUAUUGAAGGAUGGCUACACUACACCCAUAGUCGCUGACAUACAUUUCAAACCUAAGGUUGCAAUGUUGGCCGCGGAAGCUUGCGAUAAGAUACGUAUAAAUCCGGGUAACUUUAUCGAUGGUAUGAAGACCUUUGAUAAGAUCACUGAGGUAACGCCAGAAAUCGCAGCCGAAUGGCAAGAGGAGAUGUUCAAGACGUUAAAGCCUCUUGUUGAGUCUUUGAAGCGUCAAGGGAAGUGUAUGAGGAUAGGAGUGAACCAUGGCAGUCUUUCGGAACGUAUUCUUACGCAGUAUGGUGACACGCCAGAGGGUAUGGUUGCUAGCGCCCUUGAGGUUGGCCUCAUGUGCCGUGCAUUGGAUUUCCACAACAUCAUAUUUAGCAUGAAGUCCUCCAAUACGCGGGUGAUGGUAGCAGCAUAUAGGCUGUUAGCAGCAGAGAUGGAGAAACGUGGUUGGGACUAUCCCCUGCAUCUUGGGGUUACUGAAGCUGGUGGAGGCAGUGAUGGACGGAUAAAAUCAGCCAUCGGUAUCGGCGCGUUGCUCCAAGAUGGACUAGGGGAUACUGUCCGAGUUAGCCUCACUGAAGACCCCUGGCAUGAAGUGGGGCCGUGUUCGGCUCUUCGUGAUGUGUAUGAGGAGUCGCUAAAGGCCAGGCCGAAGCACACCAGUAGCAAUCGCUCUUCUGCUGGGGCUGCUGUUGCCGAUGUGGACCCCUAUCACUUCGCUAAGCGGGAGAUCGAUACUAGCGCUAUUGAUGCACCACUUCAUAAGGAUGGGAGUUUGAUCCUCCGAUACUCGCCUGAGGAAGCCAAGAAGAAUUUGAAAGAAUAUAUGACGAAGGGCCUGGGUUUGAAACUCCGCAAGGAUGGACGAUAUCAGAAGGACAUUGGGUCGGUGGAUGUAUUAUUGGUGGAGAAUGAAACUGACGCUGAUAUGGAUGUGUUGAAAGCUGUACAAGAAACGGGAGUGGUCAUUUUGGGCACGAAGAAUAUAUUGCCGGGCAGCACAUUGCUGGUAUCUGAGCCGUCGAUGUUGGACUCGGUGAAUCCUGCUCGAGCUGGUGGCUGUGCGUGUAUUGUUAGGAGCAGUGAGGAUGUGGACAAGGUGUUGGGUCAUCCUAAGAAGGGCGCUGUGAGAUUCUUGAUCUUCAAGCCUGACUCAGCGGCAUGUCGAGUGCAUGCUGGCCGCCAAGUAGCCAGGGCAGUGAGGAAGUCUAGGUUGCCUCUACUGGUGUGGUUUACGUAUCCUGAGGGGGACUCUAAAGCUAAGGCCGGAUCGGACGCUGCAGUUAUUCUGGGAGCUUCUGAGUUUGGCAGCUUAUUUGUUGAUGGGCUUGGCGAUGGCAUCUUUUGGGACGAUCGCGGGCUGACCACCGAGGAAACGAGGGACGUGGGACUCAACUUGAUGCAGGGGUCGAGGAUGCGUUUGAGCAAGACAGAGUUCAUAUCCUGUCCGAGCUGUGGGAGAACGCUGUUCGACCUUCAGGACACCACGGAGAGGAUUCGGAAGAAGACUGGCCAUCUGUCGGGACUGCGUAUAGCCGUUAUGGGAUGUGUAGUGAACGGACCGGGGGAGAUGGCUGAUGCUGACUUUGGCUACGUUGGCAGCUUGCCUGGAAAGGUUGACCUCUAUGUUGGUAAGCAGUGUGUGAGGAGAGCAGUGGACUAUGAUAAAGCUGAGGAUGUCUUGGUGGAUUUGAUCAAGUCGGAGGGCCUGUGGGUGGAUCCUCCGGAGCCAAACCCGAGUAGUUAA
Molecule: messenger RNA, 2423 nt
Organism: Perkinsus marinus ATCC 50983
Lineage: Eukaryota; Perkinsozoa; Perkinsida; Perkinsidae
Product: 4-hydroxy-3-methylbut-2-en-1-yl diphosphate synthase, putative
Exons: 24
Coding region: 27-2423 (798 amino acids)
Biological process (GO): isopentenyl diphosphate biosynthetic process, methylerythritol phosphate pathway; terpenoid biosynthetic process
Molecular function (GO): 4-hydroxy-3-methylbut-2-en-1-yl diphosphate synthase activity (ferredoxin); iron ion binding
Source: RefSeq, a predicted model, not a curated record